Vanderwaltozyma polyspora DSM 70294 is the source of this 525-nucleotide messenger RNA. It is a transcript of the gene RAD33, whose product is annotated as Rad33p. The transcript has a single exon. The record is from RefSeq and is a predicted model, not a curated record. NCBI's taxonomy places the organism in Eukaryota, Fungi, Ascomycota, Saccharomycetes, Saccharomycetales, Saccharomycetaceae. Bases 1 to 525 code for a protein of 174 amino acids.
AUGAGCAAACUGACGUAUCAACAAGUGGAAAAGUUUAUGAAAGCUUCGAUUCCACAGGAUAUUGAAGAUGAGAUAUUAGAAGCAUUUGCAAAAUAUAGUAUUGAAAAAGAUAUGACAAAAGAUGAUUUGAAUAACUACUUCGAUGAUCUUCAACUCCCCAAAGAGCUGUACUCUAAACUACGACCAGAAGAUCUUUGUAUUGAAUCAACAGAGGUCAUUGAUUUUGAGAAACUUCUACAACAUACAUUUCAUAUAUUAAUAUUUAUGGAUAAUGAAGAGACAAUUGACACAAUUUGGAAACUAUUGGUCACACAAAGUGGAAGAGAAAUUCAAUAUCCCAAUGUCCAAUUAAAGAAUCAUAUAUUGAGCGUUAAAGACCUUCAAAAAUUAUCAGCUACUGUAGGGAUGGAUAAAUCAACAGGCAUUGUUGAGAUGCUGUCAGUAGCCACUUCAGGCAGUAGAGUUUACAUGACAUAUAUUGAUUUAGCAUACAUCCUGGGUAAACUUGGAUACUUAAGCUUCUAG